Molecule: messenger RNA, 2786 nt
Organism: Astyanax mexicanus (Mexican tetra)
Lineage: Eukaryota; Metazoa; Chordata; Actinopteri; Characiformes; Acestrorhamphidae
Gene: anapc4
Product: anaphase promoting complex subunit 4
Exons: 29
Coding region: 203-2626 (807 amino acids)
Biological process (GO): positive regulation of mitotic metaphase/anaphase transition; protein K11-linked ubiquitination; anaphase-promoting complex-dependent catabolic process
Cellular component (GO): anaphase-promoting complex; nuclear periphery
Molecular function (GO): protein binding
Source: RefSeq, a predicted model, not a curated record
AGCGGCGGGUAGUAGAGAAGCCGGGCUGCUCAGCCCGCACACUGCGUGUUAUUUAUUUAUUUCACUGGAUUAAUAAUAAGUGUUCAGCUUUUUCUGAUAAAAUCAGCGCGUGUGGGGAUUAUAGAGCUCAAGUCCAAGUCACCCUGAUUACAGUUAAUGAUCUUUAUUGAGCGUUCGAGUUUGGAAACGAAAGGGCUUCACAAUGCCUGCUUUCCGACAAGUGGGGGAGAAGCAGCUGCCAAACCCAGUUCUGUACAUGGCCUGGUCUCCUAAAAGGGACCUCAUCGCUUUGGUCAACACAGCUGGUGAGCUCCUGCUGCAUCGCCUUGCCAACUUUCAGCGUGUGUGGAAUUUACCCCCAAGUGAAAAUACAGGAAAAGAGAUCACAUCUUUGGCCUGGAGGCCUGAUGGCAAAAUCUUGGCAUUUAGUCUGGGGGACACAAAGCAGGUGGUCCUGUGUGAUGCUGAGAAGGCAGAGAUCCUCCACCUGUUUACUGUAGACUACCCCGUGUCUUGCAUGCACUGGAUGGAAGUGCAGAGUGACAGCAGUGUAUCAUCAUCGUUCACUGACUCUGAAGACGAGUCCAACCGAUUCCUGCCCAAGCUACCAAUUUUACCCAAAAGCUACAGCUCCACAUCAAAGAUUUUCAGUGAAGAAAAAUCAGAUGAAGUCACCAACCUCUUGGGAGACGUGAGACUCAAUAUCCUGGUGGUAGGCGGGCAGUCUGGCUUUGUGGAACUCUAUGCAUAUGGCCUGUACAAGAUAGCUACACUAAACACAAUUACCGGGGUUUGUCGCAGUCUCUGUCUCUCCGGUGACCUCAAGUCUCUUUCCAUUAUCACAGAAGUGAGAUCUCCAGAAGACAAUGCUGAGAUCCACUACGUACAGUUGGAUACAGGACUGCUUUCUUCUUGUCUUCCGGAGUUAACCAGGAUGGCACGAAAAUUUACACACAUCUCCACCCUAAUACAGUACCUGCGCCUCUCUCUCACCUGUAUGUGUGAAGCCUGGGAGGACAUCCUCAUGCAGAUGGAUCUCCGCCUCACCAAGUUUGUCCAGGAGAAAAAUACCAACACUCAAGUUCAGGAUGAGUUCUUGGAGCUUCUGCUCUGGGGACAUGCAAGCCCUGAGCUGCAGGCUCUACUCAUGAAUCAGCUGACAGUCAAAGGCCUGAAGAUGUUGGGCCAGUCUAUUGAGUCAUCCUACUCAAGCAUUCAGAAAUUGGUAAUCAGUCACUUACAGAGUGGUUCAGAAGCUCUGCUGUAUUAUUUAAGUGAAGUGAAGGGCAUGGCUUUGUGGAAGCAGAAGUUUCAGCCCCUGGGUCUGGACCCUACAGCCAUAGAAGAUGCCAUCACAGCAGUCGGCUCCUUCACGCUAAAGGCUAGUGAACUCCUACAAGUGAUUGAUAAAAGUAUGAAGAAUUUUAAAGCUUUCUUCCGAUGGCUGUAUGUUGCGAUGCUUCGCAUGUCAGAGGACCAUGUUCCACCAGAGCUAAACAAGAUGACCCAGAGGGACCUUGCAUUCGUUGCAGAUUUCCUUUCUGAGCAUUUUAGUGCUAACGAAGAGCUGUUUGAUCGCAAAGGGAAGUAUUUUAAUGUGGAGCGAGUGGGACAGUAUCUGAAAGAUGAGGAUGAAGACCUGGUGUCUCCACCUAACAUGGACGGAAACCACUGGGUGACGUUUGUUCAGCAGAGCACACACCUCAAAGAGAGCCCGCUGCUGUUCCCCACCUACCCGCAAAAAUCCCUGCACUUUGUCAAGAGGAUGAUGGAGAGCACUAUCGAUAUCUGUCUGCAGAAACCAGCUGGUGUAAUCGGGGGUUCAGUGAAGCAGGCUGUGCGUUUACCCCUGUACUCCGUAUCUAAGAGUUCUGAGGACACGCCUCGGUUGUUUGAGCUUCCUUCACUAUGGAAUGAUAAGAAUGCUGCUAUGCACUAUAUAGUGUUCUGCAUGCAAGAGAUCUCACCCUCCAAAAUUUACAUUCUGAGAAGAGCAACAGAUCCAAACAGGUCUGUCCCUAAUGGCUUGGUGGCCAUAGACCUGAAUACUCCUCUGAACACUACUAUUGAUGAUGAGGCGCCUGUAGCAGAGUCUGUUGAUCGCUCCUAUAGUUGCCUCGAUGCCCGCCUUUAUGAUGACGAGACGUUGACAGUGGUGUUGCAGGGCCAGGACAGUGAUGAUAACAGGCUCCGCCUCCUUGCCCAGCUUCCCCUUGGCUCUGCCCUCAGAUGUGAGGAAGGGUUUACGUGGGACCCCAGCCUUAGGCUGGAUCAGCAAAGUGAGGGGAUCCCCGCACAAGGGCUCACCUGGGGGAACCAAAGCCGAGAUCUGGAGAAUAUGAAGGCCCAGUUUGUUGCUGUGAAUGGCAUCCGCAAAGUAGCUUGUGUGCUGAGCUCAAACCUGCGACACAUCCGCGUGUUUGAGAUGGACGUUGAAGACGAGGAGGAUGAAGAACGGCCAGACGACUCACAGGACAUCAGCUCCGAUCAGGACGGUCUGGAGGAAACACAAGCCAAUCGUGGAGCGACAGGAGCAGAUGGAGACAAAAAGGCAGAGGCUUCUGGGGAAACAGGGGAAGAGUCAGGGGUCGCCGUGGAACAGACGUCAGCAUCUGAUACACUAUGACCUUUCCCUCCCACUGGACUUUUAAACAUGCCAACGUCUUACUUUGUGCAGACCAGUUGAGUUAACAAUUUCAAGUAUUUUUGUAACGAUUGUACAUCUGACUGAAACAAGUUCUGUUUUGAUGUUCUGUUUUGAGAAUAAAGUGACUUUUUUGAGCAGG